This is a messenger RNA of Suillus bovinus, 932 nucleotides long. RefSeq lists its product as uncharacterized. The coding region runs from base 153 to 650 and encodes 165 amino acids. Lineage: Eukaryota; Fungi; Basidiomycota; Agaricomycetes; Boletales; Suillaceae. The record is from RefSeq and is a predicted model, not a curated record. The transcript has a single exon.
CUGGAUCAGUGGUUCAGGGCAUAGUAAACGUUGUUUGGGUCAGAGGGUGUUGCCAAACAACCGCCUACACUCUGUAUUGAUUUUCGUGCUUUCGCCCAGACCGCUACCAGUGCUCCGACAUUAUAACUUAUGCACCUCCGAUUAUUGCUUACAUGAAUCCACCUGAAUCAAAGAAAGAACAGAAUCCGUGGUCAUUUAACCUUCGCACUCAAGCUCAUUAUGCAUCCGACUCCGACUCUGAAUCCGAGACCGAAAUUAGCUCCAAAGUCGAUACUCCUUCCGACAACACUAGACUUAUUCAAGAACUCGAUAUCUCCUUGCGGCACGAGACUGUGGAGUACAAGCCCAACCCAUGGAGUAUUGCACGUAUUAAUGCUGCUAGUCGUCCCCCGAAUAAGGAACACCCCGGCCAGGCAAUCUCAGAGGACAAACGACAAAAAUCACAACCACGGGCGCCACAAGGUCGCAUUGUGGAUGCAUUCAAAGUACAGGCAGAGCGCAAGCCACCUCGUGCACCCCCUCCUUCGAAGGCACCCAAGGUUACAAAGCCCAAGUCGAAUACGUCGCAGGUCUCUCGGGAACACCAAGUUUGUUCACACAUCCGGGGAAUGAGUAAUACUGAACCAUGGGAUUACUCGGCAGCACGAUAAUGCAUCGUUUCUUUCCAAGAGAUCUCAAAUCAGACCUUUAGAUGUGUCCGCUGCAUUGUCGUCCAACGCUCCCCUCCAUGAUCUGCAAGUCGAACCUCAUCCGGGCGUUCCAAUGUCAUCUUGCACCCCAGAUGGAAAGCGCGGCAACAUUCAAAUGAAUCAUGAUGCUCUCUUACAACGAAGCGAAGCGCAUAUAUCCACCUCCGACACGAGUCUGAUGUCAGAAUCGCAAUAUAACGCGCGAUUCAUAUCUAUGUCAUCCCCACUUACCAGCCGCGAGUA